AUCUGCUGGGAAAGCUCACACAUUACGAAGCCUCCGAAUACAAUUCAAUAGUUUGACAAGAUAUCGUAUAAAUAGCACUCUCUAUUGUCCCCGAAAGGUUAUUUUGUAAAGUAAAUUUUUGAAGAUGGGUAGCCGACGGUGUUUCUCAGUGCUUUUAGUUUCACUGGUAAUUAUUGUUGGUCUCGGCACCAGUACAGCAAUCGUUUUGGACAAUGGUGUGUUCAAUACGGAAGACUUACCGGCGAAUUGCAAUGAAGCAAUUCAUUUGGCAGAGAGCAAAGCUAAAAGUGGCAUAUAUAAAAUACGAUUGCCCCCACCAUACGGCGAUAGUAAAGCGUUCUAUGUUAACUGUUUGCUGGAUCCAUCGGGUGGAACAGCCUGGACGCUAAUACAAUUACGACAAGACGAAUUUAUGGACUUUUUUCGAGGCUGGGAGGAGUACAAGAACGGCUUCGGCAACUUGAAUAGAAAUUUCUUCAUCGGUCUUGAUAAAUUGCAUGCACUAACGGCUUCACAAUUGCACGAAUUAUGGAUCGAGUUGAAGGAUUUCGACAAUGUGACGAAAUAUGCCAAAUAUGACAGUUUUGCCAUUACUGACGAAAGCCAAAAAUAUGCAUUGAGUAUUUUGGGAGAAUAUUCGGGCACAGCAGGAGAUGCCAUGUUGGGCGUACACGAUGGCGCCAAAUUCAGCACACGCGAUCAGGAUAAUAGUGGACGUGGUUAUAAUUGCGCACAAUUAUAUAAAAGCGGAUGGUGGUAUAGCAAACAUUCGUGCCACAGAAGCAACUUAAAUGGACUCUAUCUUAAGGGUGUCACUAAAUCAUUUGCUGAUGGUAUAAUUUGGGAGCCUUGGCAUGGCUAUCAAUAUUCGCUGGAAUAUGUGCAUAUGGCAAUUAGACCAAAAUCAUUGAAAAAUUUAAUUAUUAAAUAUUGGAAAUGUUCGCCGCGAGAGGAGAUUUGAACAACUACAUAUUUAACCACAUAUACAUACAAACAACUAAGAUUUUGUAGGUAUGAAAUAUAUAACCGAAUUAUUGACUUCUAUCCUAAUAUUAUUUCAUUUUAUAAUAAGGAAUUUAAAUUAAAUAAAGUAUAAAGAUAAUCUAACUUAAUACAAAAUUUGUUCAAUGGGUCUCUUCUAAUGUUUGUAAUAGGAUACUACAAGUGAUAAUUAAGUAUUCAAAAACUAUAUUAUAAACCGACUAUGUAGAACAUUUAUCUCAUGUAUGUUAACUGCAAACAGAGAAAACAAUUUAGUUACAUGGUGUGAUAGAAAUGAUAUGCCACUGAAUCUUAAUAAAUUUCUUAUGCUUUUCACGCAGUCCUGAAU
Zeugodacus cucurbitae (melon fly) is the source of this 1330-nucleotide messenger RNA. Its product is annotated as fibrinogen C domain-containing protein 1-like. The record is from RefSeq and is a predicted model, not a curated record. NCBI's taxonomy places the organism in Eukaryota, Metazoa, Arthropoda, Insecta, Diptera, Tephritidae. The transcript has 2 exons. Bases 125 to 961 code for a protein of 278 amino acids.